AUAAUGAAAAAAUAGAAAAGAAAAAGAAUUCCCAUCACUUUAGUGUAAAGAGCAGGAGCAGGAGAAGGGUGUUUACGUUCAGUCUGGAGUUUUUUUAAUCCUUAUCGCCCCGCCUCCUUUUCUCCUCUCGUCCAAUGAGCGUGCGUCAUCCCUGUCGGGCCUCAGAGCUGUGAGUGCGUGCCUGAGACGGAGAGAGAGAGAGAGAGAGAGAGCGGUGGGGGAGGGUCACGUGUGUACACACCGUAGAGUUCAGCACGAGUAAAGUCUCCAGCGUCCUCCCCUGUUACUUUUUUUUUUUUUUUAGAGAGAGAGAGAGAGAGAGAGAGAGAGAGAACAAGCUCGGUGCGGGACGAAAAACAAAAAACGAAACUCCACCAUAUGUGACGUUAUUUACGGGAACUAUAACACCUUAACGGACAUCCUUGUGCCUGGGUUCGGAUUUGUUUGUUUUUACGUGAAGUUGUGGAACAGCAGGUUUCAUAAUAUGGGAGAAGUUGUGUGAAGAGUGUAGAAGAGGAGAGAGAAAUGUCAGUGGAAGUUAAGCAGGACCCGAUGCCUCCAUAGGUGCAAGAAACCAGUCCUGUUAUCGAUCCAGUGAGCCGGAGUGGAACGCAGAGGUGUCCUCGCCAUGUGGAGCUGCAUGGUUUAUAAUGAGACAGAAGGCAGCACGGACCUGGCUGUAUGCUGGGACUUGGGCCUCGCUCUGUCCAUCUUCUCCUUCUUUUACCUCAUUGUGUGCUUCCCCGUGGGGCUGUGUUACAACGCCCUGUUGGUAGCAGUGAACCUCUCCAACAAGAUGUCCAUGACGAUGCCGGAUGUCUACUUUGUGAACAUGGCUAUCGCUGGGCUCGUGUUGAACCUGGUGGCUCCGGUCGUGCUCCUGGGCCCAGAUUUCACGCAGUGGCCCGCGUGGGAGCAUAACGAUGAGGUGUACAUCACCCUCCUCAUCCUGUUCAACAUCUCUUCCCUGGUUAUCAUGUACUCAACAGCAUUGCUCAGCCUGGACUAUUACAUUGAGCGGGCACUGCCACGCACCUACAUGUCUAGCGUUUACAACACCAAACACGUGUGCGGCUUUAUUUGGGGUGGCGCUGUCCUUACUAGCUUCUCCUCGCUACUCUUCUACGUGUGCAACCAUGUGUCAGCAAAGAUCCUCGAGUGCUCCAAGAUGCAGAACAAAGAGGCAGCCGACGCCAUCAUGACGCUCAUCGGGUACGCCGUGCCAGCCGCCGCCGUUCUCUACGCCCUCUGCCUCAUCCUGCGUAUCCGCAAGGAGGCCACGCCCUUGGACCAGGACUCGGGAAGGAUGGAUCCUUCGAUCCACCGGCUGCUGCUGGCGUGUGUGGGCGUGCAGUUCGUCCUCUGGACACCUUACUACACCACACUGCUGCUGCUGACGGUGGUUGACGUGCCCCGGAUGCAAACCGCCGGCGUCUAUGCCUUUCUGAGAGGCUUUUCGCAGCUGCUCGCCUUCUCCAGCAGCUUCGCCAUGCCACUCAUGUACAGGAAGAUGAACAAAAACUUUGCCCACAAGCUCCAGCGGCUGUUGAAGAGGCUACAUUGUGGCAAGCAGUCGUGUCCUCAUGAACACACUGUCAUACAGCAGGUGAUCACGUGAGGAUCUGGUGAUCGGCGCUUUAUGGCUCUUUAUUGGCACUUGCUGCACAAACCACGGACCUCACAGAAACUGUGGAAUCUGUCAUGACGUGUAACUUUUUUAUUUUCUUUUCUGUUUGUUGGCCAAGAAUGGAGAAGGAAACCAAUCCGAUGAGCCCACUCUCUUGAAGGGAAACUUGAAAUUAAAUCUGGUAGCAGUCUGUUACAGGAUCUUACAUAGGCUUUUAUUUUAUGCUUUGUGACCAACUUGUACUCAUUUAGCUGAAAUGAUUGAUUGAGGCUUCUAAUGUUACCCACAGUGCUUGGUUCUUGGAGCAUUAUCGUAACUCAUAAUGUUACAAUAGUAGAAAACAUAGUUAAUUAUAAAUAUCUCCGAUUAAUACAAGCCAGUGAAC
Ictalurus furcatus (blue catfish) is the source of this 2012-nucleotide messenger RNA. RefSeq names its product G protein-coupled receptor 146 (gene gpr146). The transcript has 2 exons. NCBI's taxonomy places the organism in Eukaryota, Metazoa, Chordata, Actinopteri, Siluriformes, Ictaluridae. Gene Ontology annotation, cellular component: membrane. The record is from RefSeq and is a predicted model, not a curated record. The coding region runs from base 629 to 1618 and encodes 329 amino acids. Gene Ontology annotation, molecular function: G protein-coupled receptor activity. Gene Ontology annotation, biological process: G protein-coupled receptor signaling pathway.